GCGAGAAAAGCCGAGAGAGAGAGAGAGAGAGAGAGAGGUGACGCAGACGACGAAGGGGAGGGAGAGGGAACUGGGACUUGCCACCCCGCCUCCAAAUUCCCCACUCCUCCGCCACCGCCACCGCCACCGCCACCACCCACCUCGCUCCCCUCCGCCCCCGAAUCCGGCGUCCCGAAGCAACUCCGCUCCUCGUGCUGGCCCCAAAACCCUACCUGCCCAAUCCGUCCGAUUCCCAGCUCCCCGCUUCGCCCCGGAGCCCCGGAGCAGGUGAGUGGCAGAGGAUCGGAUCGGCGGCCGGAGGAGCAUUGGGCGAUGGCCGCCGCAUAGGAUGCAGUUGGACUCAGCCGGCCGCGGCUUAGCUGCUGCUGCUGCUUCUGCUGCUGAAGCCUGAAGUUCCGAUGCUCCGGGCUCCGUGAUCCAAAUAAGAGCCGUGCGGUGGACCGGUGGAAGUGGAUUGGGCUGCCGGUUGAUCUCCGUGAGGGCAGGGAGCGAAGGGGUGGUUGCGUGAGGCGUAUGGAGGAGCCUGGGAGAGAGGAGGACGCCGCGGGGCCGUCGUGGGCGCCGAGCAAGUCCACGGCGUUCCGGGCGUUCGCUGCCGCGGCGGGGGAGCGGACGGAGGCGUCGCCAUCCGCCCUGGGUAAUGGGGUUGCCGCCCACUUAAGCAACCUCCGCGCCGUCAGGAAGAGGCCUUUUGUUGCAAGAUUAACCGCAGACAUUGUCCGAACUUUUGAAAAAUGCAAUCUUGAGUUUAAGUACUCAGAGUCACUAAACCCCAAGAGCUUUCUCACCAAUCCUGCAGUUGCUGUUCACAAUGAUGGCCUUGACAAUGCAAAUUCUGACCUCAUCUUGUAUGUCAACUUGGAACUGGUCGAUAAAAAGUCAAGCCGGAGGUACGUUGUCCAAGAAAUGCUUGGCCAAGGUACCUUUGGGCAGGUUGCAAAAUGCUGGGAUGCAAAAACCAACAAUUAUGUUGCAGUGAAGGUUAUAAAAAACCAGCCUGCCUUUUACCAGCAGGCUAUCAUGGAGGUCUCGCUGUUGAGCAUGUUAAACGACAAAUUUGAUCCUGAUGAUCAACACCAUAUUGUCCGGAUGCUGGAUUUUUUUCUCUGCCAAAAUCAUUUGUGUAUAGCCUUUGAAAUGCUUGGUCACAACCUAUAUGAGCUGUUGAAAAGGAAUAGCUUAAGAGGUUUGCAAAUGAAAUAUGUCCGAACUUUCUCAAGACAGAUAUUGGACGCAUUGGUUGUCAUGAAAGAUGCUGGCAUUAUUCAUUGUGAUCUAAAACCGGAAAAUAUCCUCAUAGCUCCAACUGUAAAAACAGCAGCUGGAGUGAAAGUAAUUGAUUUUGGAUCAGCGUGCAUAGAGGGUAAAACCAUUUAUUCAUAUAUUCAGAGCCGUUAUUACAGGUCUCCAGAAGUACUUCUUGGUUAUCCAUAUACAACUGCCAUUGAUAUGUGGUCAUUCGGCUGCAUCGUUGCUGAACUGUAUAUAGGGUUGCCUUUAUUUCCUGGAGCGUCGGAAUAUGAUGUCCUUUGCCGUAUGAUUGAGAUUCUUGGUGGGCAACCACCGGAUGAUCUGCUACGGGAGGCGAAAAACACUGGGAGAUUUUUUAAACAUGUUGGAAGUAUCUAUCCUGGUAGUGAGGCACGGAAUGGCCCUGUCAGUGCAUACAGAAUACUAACCGAAGAGGAGAUCGAAGCAAGGGAGUCCAAGAAGCCAAAGGUAGGGAGAUGGUAUUUCCCUCGCGGAAGGCUUGACAGACUCAUAUUUGCAUACCCUUGGAAGAAUUUGAGUGAGGAAAACAUGCCAGAGACAGAAAAGGCAGACUGCUUAGCAUUGGUUGAUUUCUUGAGAGGACUUGUUGAGUUUGAUCCUAAUAAGCGCUGGUCACCGUUGCAGGCUUCAUACCAUCCAUUCAUUACCGGUGAAGCCUUCAUUGGUCCUUACGAGCCUGUCCAGGAGACCCCAAUAAUUCCUGUUGGUCGUGCUGCAGUAGUUGAUCACAAUCCAGGAGGAGGUCACUUGCUAGGUGCCGGUCUUUCUCCUCAGGUUAUCGGAAGCAUUAACAGAUGCCUACGAUUUGAUAAUGCUUUACAACCAAAGAUGCCUUUUUCAUAUGGAAGCAGUUGUGGAAGCUAUGGAAGCUAUGAUUUCAAUAGUGUCAACAUAUAUAAUUCACCAAUGGAUCCUUCUGGGUUUAAUUUACGUUCACAAGCUGGAGCAUCAUUUCUAGGAUCUAGUCCGGAUAUUCGACGAAGACCUCAUCUCUCACAUGGUGGUGGCAUUCAGUUAAGUCCUGGGGGUCUGGGGCCGAUGUCUCUUGGGGCCAGUCCAUCACAAUUUACUCCACCACAUUCCCAGAUGCAAAUCCCAACUGGUGCUAAUGGAAAGUAUGGUACGUCUCCAGCAAGAGGUGGUCAUGGCUCCUCAUUGGGAAAAGCUGCUGCUGUAGGACAAUACAAUAGAAGGAGGAAUCAGGGUUAUCCACCUAUGUCAAUGCCACCACAUGAGCACACAUCUCAACUGAUCCAGGGACACCGAGAUGUUAUCAAUGCUGCUCGCUUUGAUGCAUAUGGUCGAGGAAAUUCUGGCUACCUACACAAUGCACUCCCUAAUUCUGGUCAUUUUAGUUGGAGACCGCAAAGAGGUGUUGGCAGUGGUUUACCUUUAGACCCUUCUUCUAGUCAUGGCUCUUUUCCGCCCACCAAUUACAAUGGCUUUCCUACUCAACACUCCAAUGUGCCAGCAGAUACAUUAGCCUCCACCUCGUCAAUACCAGAUCCAGCCGAUUGGGAUCCCAACUAUAGUGAUGAGUCACUCCUGCAAGAGGAUCAUCCACUGUCAGCUGAGUUAAGUAGUCUUCACCUGAGAGAUGAAAGUGGUCAAACAAACAGAUCUAGCAGAUUGGCUCCUACCCAAAGUCAUAAUAUUGCAAGUUCGAACCCUUCAUUGUUGAAUCAAAGAAGUGGACACCUGUUUCAUGCAUCAUCACUCGGAGAGAGUACACAACCUACUGGUCAUGUCACCUUUGAUGGUUACAACCAUGCAAAUUAUUCUCAGCAAAGUUUCCCAAGUUACCUUGGACAACCAUUUCAGCAGUACAACAUGACUUCCAGUUACAUACGUCCGAUGAGGUCCCACCACAGUGAUCAGUCUGUCUGGACUAACUAUGGCUUGGCAGAACCUCAACCCACUACUAUGGGUGACGGAAUGCCCUGGGGAGGGAGAGCUGAUCACUCUUUUGCAGCAAGUAGACUGCCACCUUCCAUUGCAAGAAAUGAUUUUGGGAGGAUCUUUUAGUCCUGAAUCUGGAGGAAUGCAGUAUGCCACCAAAUUGAUGGCAUCAGCGGUUUGCAUUUGCAAUUCCAGGUUGGAUUGUUUGCGGAUUCUUGGUUUUGCAAUUUGUUGCACUCCUCCGAUGUUGUCUCCUUGAGAUGCUCCGAUUCAUAAGAUUAUAUGGUAUGGGCAAUAAUUAUAGCAUUUGGUAUUUGUUAUACCUGCAUGAACUCCAGCGGAAAUGUCAGUUGUACUCCCGUUCUGGAAUGCCGUGUUUUCCUUCGUGAGAUGGGCUUUCGUAUGCACCUUGGUAAAAAAUCUUGUGACAGCUCAGGAGGCUUGAGACAGUUUUGCUGCCCGGGUUCUUUUCCCUUUUUUUAACUUUUUAUUCCUACUUUUUCUCCUUUUUGUUUUCUGGAGAGGGUUCAGUCCUGGUUCCUGAACAUGGUUCAAAGUCAAGGCCUUCUAUAGU
Messenger RNA from Phragmites australis (common reed), 3745 nucleotides. RefSeq names its product dual specificity protein kinase YAK1 homolog. The coding region runs from base 514 to 3297 and encodes 927 amino acids. Gene Ontology annotation, biological process: peptidyl-serine phosphorylation; peptidyl-threonine phosphorylation. The transcript is spliced from 18 exons. The record is from RefSeq and is a predicted model, not a curated record. Lineage: Eukaryota; Viridiplantae; Streptophyta; Magnoliopsida; Poales; Poaceae. Gene Ontology annotation, cellular component: cytoplasm. Gene Ontology annotation, molecular function: ATP binding; protein serine/threonine kinase activity; protein tyrosine kinase activity.